Fusarium graminearum PH-1 is the source of this 1389-nucleotide messenger RNA. RefSeq lists its product as uncharacterized. Gene Ontology annotation, cellular component: mitochondrion. Gene Ontology annotation, biological process: acyl-CoA metabolic process. The coding region runs from base 1 to 1389 and encodes 462 amino acids. The transcript is spliced from 2 exons. The record is from RefSeq and is a predicted model, not a curated record. Gene Ontology annotation, molecular function: fatty acyl-CoA hydrolase activity. NCBI's taxonomy places the organism in Eukaryota, Fungi, Ascomycota, Sordariomycetes, Hypocreales, Nectriaceae.
AUGAUGCCCAGAGGAAGAGAAGCACGAAGCGUAUUGGCUUCGCUAAAGCGACCACAUACUCUCAGAUCCGUCAGCCCUGCAUUGGCUUGUCUCAGAGCCAACCCCUUCCAUACCACAGCCACAUCACGAACUGAUGGCGUAUUCCAAGGUCUGGCUGAUAAGCGACAGCCAUUGCCUUGGAUUGAGGCUUUCAAACGACAGCAGGAGGGAAAGCCGGCUCAUAAUUCCGAUGAUGUUCCCACAGAACGCGAUUUGACCCCAAGGAAGAUGAGCGACAGCUACCAUCGCGUCGUUCUGCCUCUCAAAAAGGAUCCUUGGCUACUUGGAACACUGUUCAUGGACCUCGAUGCCCUAUCUGGCAUCAUUGUCUACAAGCACACUGGCCCAGGUGUCACCACAGUCACCGCCGCCCUGGAUCGAAUCACAAUAGCUCAUCCCCUCACCGAAAUCUGUGAUCUCGAGUACAGCGGCCAAGUUACGUACGCCUCUGGUCGAAGUAGUGUUGAGAUCACUUGCAAAGUCGCCAAGGCCCGAGAAGAAGGCGAGCCAAGCAAACCCGAAGACGUCCUUCUCACAUGUACCUUUACCAUGGUGGCCUUGGAUCCCAACACGCGCAAGCCCGUCAACAUUCCCAAGCUUGAGCCCACCAACGCGGAGGAAGAGAAGAUUUUCAAGGCCGGAGAAGCAAAGUCGCUGUCCAAGAAAGAGACCUCCAAAGCUUCGCUUCUGCAAACCGAGCCUAAUGAUGCUGAGUCUGCACUGAUCCACCAAAUCUGGCUGAGGCAGCUCGCCUACCAUGAUCCGAACAACCCCCUUCGCCAACCACCCAACGUCGUUGCCAUGUCGAAAACGCAGCUUUCAACAGCAGCUAUCAUGCAGCCGCAAUAUAGAAAUAGACACCAGACGAUGAUCUUUGGUGGAUUCCAUUUAAAGCAGACAUUCGAGCUUGCCUUCUGUUGCGCGGCCAGUUUCGCUCACGCAAGACCUACUUUCAUCAGUGCUGAUCCCUGCACAUUUCGCAAUCCCGUCCCAGUUGGAAGCGUCUUGUAUCUGACUGCCACUGUUGCUUACACUGAUCCUCCUCUGUUGGAGGAAGAUGGCACCGAACCUGGCUUCCCGGAUGAGAAGAACCCCAUGACGCGUGUCCAUGUCCGAGUUGACAGCAAGGUACGCGACGUUGAGCACGGAGUCGCCAAGCCUACUGGCCAAUUCAACUAUACCUUCUCUGUUCCCAAGGACCUCAAGGUUCUGCCACAUACAUAUGAGGAGUACAUGAUGUACGUUGAUGCUAGGAGACGUGUGUCGCUGGGCGAUAGCCAACGAAAGGAGGAGCAGAAGGCUUCCUCAGAUAAGAGACCGGAGGCUUCCGAGAAGAACUUGAUAGGAUGA